AUGUCCAUCGUCCUCCCCGGCGAAACCGUCCCAGCUCAACAUGUCAACCUCAAACUAGGACCAGGUCUGCAACAGCUUUCAAAUGCUGAGGGAUCAACAUCAGUAGUGUCCACGCGCGCCGGGGAACUGCAGCACUCCGCGAACGGCAGUAAAUGGUGGGUGGAAAGUAAUGCUCGACGGUACGUGCCAGCGCCACAAGAAUCAGUGGUCGGCGUCGUGACCGGAAGGAUGGGAGAGGGGUUCAGAGUGGAUAUUGGAGGGGCCCACAACGCUUCUCUGGAUGCAUUAGCGUUCGAAGGAGCUAGCAGACGGAAUCGACCAGCGUUAAAAGUUGGGUCUGUGGUUUAUGCACGAGUCUCGUUGGCACAUAAAGACAUGGAACCAGAGCUUGAGUGCUUCGAUGCUCAAACGCGCAAAGCAGAGGGUUUUGGCGAACUCAAAGGUGGCUUCUUGACGCGAUGCAGUCUCAAAAUGUGUAGACAACUACUAGAUCCAGAUUACUUCUUGUUGCCCAUGCUCGGGUCACGGUUUCCGUUGGACGCUGCUGUUGGGGUGAAUGGCAGGGUAUGGGUGAGUGCAAAGGAGGUGAAGCAGACAAUAGCGGUUACGAGAUGUAUAGAGGCAGCAGAUCCUGACGGAGGCGGCAUGGAUGAGAUUUCGGUGAAGCAGUUUCUCAAUACAUUGGACUUGUGA
Stereum hirsutum FP-91666 SS1 is the source of this 693-nucleotide messenger RNA. Its product is annotated as exosome complex exonuclease RRP40. Gene Ontology annotation, cellular component: nuclear exosome (RNase complex); cytoplasmic exosome (RNase complex). The coding region runs from base 1 to 693 and encodes 230 amino acids. Gene Ontology annotation, molecular function: RNA binding. The transcript is spliced from 4 exons. Lineage: Eukaryota; Fungi; Basidiomycota; Agaricomycetes; Russulales; Stereaceae. Gene Ontology annotation, biological process: U4 snRNA 3'-end processing; poly(A)-dependent snoRNA 3'-end processing; CUT catabolic process. The record is from RefSeq and is a predicted model, not a curated record.